Aspergillus aculeatinus CBS 121060 is the source of this 1629-nucleotide messenger RNA. RefSeq names its product 2EXR domain-containing protein. The record is from RefSeq and is a predicted model, not a curated record. The transcript is spliced from 2 exons. NCBI's taxonomy places the organism in Eukaryota, Fungi, Ascomycota, Eurotiomycetes, Eurotiales, Aspergillaceae. Bases 1 to 1629 code for a protein of 542 amino acids.
AUGCCACCCACACAAAUACCCCGACAAGCCACAAACCUCAUAAAGAAGCCCAGCCAGGGCCUCCCCUCCCCUUCCAAGGUUACAAAACUCCCCACCCGCAAUCUCCCUGCCCCCAGUGAAAAAGCAUUAUCGCCCCGGUCAUUCUCCAACCUCCCCGUCCGACAGAAAAGCAACAGCCACCGCAACCCAACCCAGCACGCUAGCCUGAACCCCCCAAAGGAGCAGAACGGUACUCCAAAGCUCAAGUCCCAGGGAGAACCAACCAGCAAAUUGCCAAUACCCCUGCUCGUACCGUUGCAAGCACUGCGCCGUGAUGCCACCGCUCUAGCAGCGAUUCUCAACGAGGUGGGUCGUCCGCGUCUGAUCUUUGUGGUCGUGAAUGGGCCGGAUACGCUGGAAGGAGCGCAGCAUGGGGCGGUGGACCCCGCUUAUCGGGAUAAGGGUAGGGCGAUGAUUGUUGAUUGGGAAUGCCCGAGGACCCACUGGACUACUGGGGAGAGGUUGUUUGAUCCUGGGGUCUAUGGGGUGAUUGAGCGGGCGGUUGAGCCUACCAGCAGAAUCGAAGUACCUCCACCCAUACAGCCUCGAUCUAGUGCCCGCCAACCAACAAUGUCUUCGUUGGCUUCCUUCUCCCUCUUCCCCUGUCUCCCCUUCGAGCUGCGCGACAUGAUCUGGAAAUUCUCCCUAGGCCACAUCCCUCGCUCUACCGGGGAGCUCAUCGACCCAGGAAAGAUCAUCCUCCACCCCAUCCAGCGACACCACUGGCAGCCUCGUGCUGUCGCAGAGCCGGGCCACGACCAGGAUGGCGAGGAGGGCGCACUGACGACCCUCAAGGUGCGAUACCCCAUCCGCCACUUCCAGGUGAACCAGGAGGCUCGCGCCGCUGCAAGCGCCUAUCUCACCAAGCAGGAACGACGAGGGGUCUGGCUGGAGGAGCACUCGCGUUGCGCCAACCCACGCCGCUGCGCCCUCUUCUUCGACUGGGAGCGGAAGGCGCUCACCGCUCCACAGGCCCUAGACGGGCUGGUGGGCGAUGCGCUGUUCCUGUCGCUUGCGGAGUACCAGCGGUACUGCGAGUCCUCUCCGGUAGAGGGCUGCAACAGCAGCACCAGCGCUGAUGGACCUGAGCAGGAGCAGCAGCAGGUGGUGCGGUGGGGAACCGAGUGGCGGUGGAACCCUCCGGGAGGGGACAUUUGGUGGUCCCAAGAGGAGCAGUGUGCUAACAGAUGGCCUCGAGAGUGUGAUCGGCUGAGCAUGGCGAUGGAGGAGCCAAGGGUGGCCUUGGCGGUGCCGAUGGAGCUGCUGCGGAGGGAUUCGAACGCCUUGAAGAACAUCCUGCGGUGGCAGGGUCUGCACACACGGUCCGGGCCGCGGUUCACUGACCUCGUCAUUAUUGUGAAUGAGCUGCCUGACAGUGGGGACCGGAUACCGGGGGAAGAGCAUUUGUGCGUGGAGGUCAUCGAGAAUAUCUCACGGGACGGGUGGAGAGAGGCCGCGGGGGACAUCGGGCUUAGUUGGAAGGAUUUGAUGCGCAUUUCGAAGGCGGAAGCGUUGGCUUGGGAAUAUGGUUCUUUCUAUAACAUUCUGGCUGUGCGGGUUGUUCCCUUGGGUUCAAGUACUGUACGGUGA